Aaosphaeria arxii CBS 175.79 is the source of this 5601-nucleotide messenger RNA. RefSeq names its product ARM repeat-containing protein. Gene Ontology annotation, molecular function: molecular adaptor activity. Bases 1 to 5601 code for a protein of 1866 amino acids. The record is from RefSeq and is a predicted model, not a curated record. The transcript is spliced from 6 exons. Gene Ontology annotation, cellular component: nucleus; cytoplasm. Gene Ontology annotation, biological process: proteasome assembly. NCBI's taxonomy places the organism in Eukaryota, Fungi, Ascomycota, Dothideomycetes, Pleosporales.
AUGGCAUCAGAGCUCAGUCCGGAGGAAAGAGAGCUGCAGCUCAUUGGGCGACUAGAGUUCAGAAUUGCAGCAGCAAGUUCGGAUGAAAAGCUCGAAACAAUUCUGGACAAGUUUCUGGCUGCCUUGUUAUUGAAACUUGGCUCAGAAAACAUAGCAGCAAGGAACAAGGUUAUAUCUAUAUGCCAACACAUAAACAAACGCAUCAUGCCACCACAAGAAAUCAAACUUCCAGUCAAAAAGCUACUAACGCAGUACAAAGAAAAUGCCGAUGUUGCUUUGAUACGCCACUUUGAUAUCAUGUACAUCCAGCAGGGUAUCAUACGGGUACCUGUUUCUGAAAGACUUGAUUUGCUGCCCAUAUUAGUGAACGGCAUCGCUAAGGACUAUGCAAAGUCUGCACAGCAUGCUUCACAACUCUUUCAUCUGACAUUGCGACUCCUCACCCAUUUCAAGCUUCCUCUGAGAGGUAGCAAGGAGGAUGGCGAACUACGGGAAAAACUACAAAUGAAUGAUGAAGAUGCUAAAUUUCUUUCGCAUUGGUUUGGCAAGUUACUGUUGUUAGCUGUAGUCCGUCAAAAUAAUGCAGAUGGUCCAGCUCCUAGGUGCCCAGGGCUUUCUGUUGAUGAGUACAAAUUCCUCACACAGUUUGGAAAACCAGAUGCAUGGGAUCCUGCUGCACAAGCCGGUUUGAACUUGACCGAGACUAAAGCCCUAGUAGCAAGAUGUCUCGCCAGUGGCAUGUUCACUGAUAAUGAGAAAUUACUGCCAGCAUUGUAUGCAUCUGCCGACACAAACUCAAGGAUCUUUGAGAUAGGAGAUGAUGUCCUUAAGCGCGUCAUGCAGGCGACCGAUCUUGAAGAUCAAAAUCUAAUAGAGGGAUUGCUUGACCUCUACUUCGGCUCGAGCUCCUCCGAAGGCGCCCUGCCGGCGAAAACGCCGCUUCGAAUCAAGAUAUUGGGUCUCUUUUCAAGAUCCGUCCGUGUUACAGCUUAUCCACAACAAGUGUCAAAAAUCGUGGAAGAGGGUCUGCUCUCGGCCGACCUUGGUACCAAUGCUCAAAGCACGGCAGGACGAGAAGCGUCUAGAUUCCGCUCAGCUAUAUUUGCUCUCGUCAAUUUCGUGGCUCGCCGUGGCUCAAAGUCAGAUUUACAGUCAAUUGCUCAAGGCCUGGUAGGAAAUCUACGCGCCUUUAUUGAAGAUCAAGGCUGGCCGGCCCCCGAUCGAGAUUCGGAUUCUGAGCUUCGCAGGUAUGGAUACGAGACCAUCGGACUAUUAGCAAAGGCCUCCUCAGAAACAAUCCUUCUCGAACCAUCACUAGACUUAUUGUCAUGGCUGUUCCGAUCUUUGAAAGAAGAUUCUUCUGGUCGUGACGUAGCUGUGAGUAUCGAGGAGGCACUUUCUUCAGUCCUUGGUGGAUUUGCAGGCCCGCUUGAUCCAGAAGUCGAGAAUCGAUUGAGACAAACGCUUCUGAAAUACUCCACGGCGGACUCAUCCAAGGAAGUUGCCAAUGCCGACAAGUUUUCUAGAAAUACACGCUACGUCGCGACAAGGUUCGCCAAUGGAUGCCUCCCGUAUGUUGAUGUCUUAGCCAGAUGGAUCAACAUCGUUGCGAUUAGUGGUGGCAGCACUGAAAGACACGAGGUGAUAGAGGAGGGUAAAAAGGGACUGGAUCCAUAUCUCUUCUCCAUGUCGAGAUCAUUCGGCUCUGGAGAAAACGAAAAGUCGAUGGCAUUUCCCAACUUCGACGAAUUAGUAGACUACAUCUUUAGUCGGCGACCAGAAAGCGAAGAUGGUGUCGACAUGGACAUACAGGAUGCUCCCGUAGCCCAAGUCAGGGCUUUCCAGAACCAUUUUGCUCAUACACUACCUGCAGUCAUAAAUUACUGCACACAGGUUGCUAUCCAUACGGCGCUGAAUGAAAAGAGCAUCCAGAGUGAAUUGUCUCAAGAUUGGGGAAGGAAAUUAGAGACUCUACUCACUACGGAUCAACGCUCUCGUCAAGCUUUCCGGGCCUUUGCGGCUGAAGACGCUCAUAGUCGCUCAUUCGCACUACUACUGAGGGCUUGCUUCGAACAGAUUACGCAAAAUGAGCUCAAUGAUAUUGGCGAUCUCGGCGACACAUUUGUCAGCCUUUGCGCUCUGUGUCCGGAAGCUGUCUGGAAGGAGGCCAGAUUACUGCAUGACUUCCAAGCACUGUUGCCCUCAAUACUCUCGAACAACGCUCCUCGCCGGUCAGGCGCGACCCAUGCUUAUGGUUUGCUCGCAUCACAUACGGACAGUGACGUGAAGACUGUGGAGAAAAUAAAUGGCCAACUCAUUGAAAGGUUGAAAGACUGGCAGUCAGCUGUCGGUGGAGAAAUCAAUCAAAUUAGCGGCGCCAUUGUGGCCCUCAGCUAUUUCUUCAGCCGAAAACACUGGAGAGAUCCUGAAUCAGAUGGACUUCAACAUAUCGGAACAUUGCUACAGGUAAUUGUGGACAUCCUUAAAACGUCUAGUGACGCCACUCUGAAGGCCGCGGUCUUUUCUUGCCUUGACCAGCUGAGUCUUUUCCAAAUCAUCACGGCCUCCAAACUGGCCGAUUACGCCAAAUUCCGGGAUGUUGUAGAGAAGGUCUUCGAUUCAGCCAAGUCUGGUAUUACAAGUGCCGUGCUCGCCCUUGGCCACUUGUCGAUGACCACAGAGGAAGGCGAUAUCGACCAAGGAAACGAAACAGAUUAUGCAUACUUAGCAGAGAAAUUCUAUGAAUUGCACGAAGUCCGUCAACCCGAGGUGCAAUUCUCCGUGGGCGAAGCUUUGAGCUGCUUUGCCAUUGGGUGGGACACCAAAGCUUUGGCUGCGGAACUCGAUGUUGAGCAUCCGGAACAGACACACCACCCUUGGGAUGCUGAAGUCAGAACGCCCCAGGGCCCGAUACGAGAGAAGACGUUGUCUACUGUUCUAGAGAAGACACUCAAGGGCUGUCGCCAGACCAAGCCUUCUCUGAAAAAGGCUUCGGUCAUCUGGUUGCUGUGCUUGCUUCAAUAUUGUGGACACAAGCCGGAAAUCCAAGGUUACUUGCCCCAGUGUCAAACUGCCUUCAAAAUCUGUCUUACCGAUCGAGAUGAGGUCGUGCAGGAGGCGGCAUCUCGAGGUCUUGGGAUUGUGUAUGAGAAAGGAGACCGCCAACUCAAAGAUGAUCUUGUACGUGAUCUCGUAGGCUCCUUCUCUGACAACAAGGCCAGUAUCUCUGGCACAGUGUCCGAAGACACUCAACUGUUUGAGCCAGGUGCCCUACCUACAGGAGAUGGCUCUAUAACGACCUACAAAGAUAUCCUCAAUCUCGCUUCCGAGGUGGGAGACUCUAGUCUCGUAUAUCGCUUCAUGUCUCUGGCUUCAAAUAAUUCCAUCUGGUCAAGCCGCGCAGCCUUUGGCCGCUUUGGGCUCAGCAAUAUCUUCUCUGAUUCAAGUGUUGAUGGCUAUCUUGCCGAAAACCCAAAGCUAUAUCCCAAACUGUACCGAUACAGGUUUGACCCGAACACAAAUGUUCAGCGAUCUAUGAAUGAUAUCUGGAAUGCUCUGGUCAAAGAUUCUUCGGCUACUAUCGACAAGCAUUUCGAUGCAAUUAUGAAUGACCUCCUGACUAGUAUUUUGAACAAAGAGUGGCGAGUCCGUCAAGCUUCAUGUGCAGCUAUUUCAGAUCUUGUACAAGGUCGUAGGCUGGAGAAGUAUGAGAAAUUUCUGGACCAAGUCUGGGAUAAAUGCUUUAAAGUUCUCGACGACAUUAAAGAAUCCGUUAGAGCUGCGGCCGCAUCCCUAGCCCGAGUUCUUACCGCCCUUCUUACUCGGUCGUUGGAGGCUGGCGACUCGUCGACGAAGACUGCAAGCGCCAUGCUUUCCCGCGUACUUCCCUUCCUCCUCUCAUCAUCCGGUCUCGAAUCUAGUGCAGAAGACGUGCGCACAUUCGCGGUCGUAACUCUUCUUCAGAUCGUAAAGAAGAGUAGUGCAAAAACACUCAAUCCUCACUCACCAGAACUGGUCGAGCGCUUGCUCGGCUUGCUCAGUUCAUUGGAACCAGAAGCUAUCAAUUAUAUCCAUCUAAAUGCUUCCAAAUACAACCUCACUGAGCAAAAGCUUGACGACAUGCGUCUUCAAAGCGUUAGGGCAUCUCCACUUACAGAAUCGAUCGAGCGCUGCCUUGACCUGGCAGAUGCAGACACGAUGAAGACAAUUGUACCGCGGGUUGAAUCUGCCAUGAAGAGCGCCGUUGGAUUACCCUCUAAGGUCGGAUGCUCAAGAAUUCUCGUCACCUUGAGCACACGACACAAUUUCCUAUUCAAGCCAUACGCAGACGGCUUCAUGAAGUUGAUACAAAAGUAUGUCUACGACCGUAACGAGACAGUCUCUUCUUCAUACGCCGCCGCGGCGGGAUACGUUGCUCGACUCGCUUCUGACAAGCAACUUCUCUCUUCCAUCUCUUUCUGUCACAAGCUUUACUUUGAGUCGGACGAUGAGAAGAGCAGACUUGCUGCGGGUGACAUCAUCUUAUCCAUCUCCAAGAACGCUACAGAUCGCUUCAACUCUCUAGCCUCUGAGCUGCUCCCUUUUAUAUUUCUCGCAAAACACGAUAGCCAUUCCGUCGUCAAGCAAUUGUUUAGUGACACAUGGUCCGACAACGUCGCAGGUAGCAGAUCAGUACUGUUGUACCUGAAGGAGAUCAUGGCACUCGCCGACAAGCAUCUCGAAAGUCAAAAAUGGGUGCUCAAGCACACAUCCGCAAAGACCGUCGCGGAUGCAAUCAUGUCGAUCACGAGUGGAACCGAGGACAUGGACAAAGCCAACGCCACCAUCGUAUGGCCCUCGCUCGACAAAGCGAUCGGAGGAAAGACCUGGGAAGGAAAAGAAAUCGUCCUGGAAGCUUUCGUCAGGUUCACCGAGCGCGGCAAGAGUCUGUGGACCGCAGACGCCAAAGUUGCGAAACAGAUCGAGAAGGUCGCGAUCAGAGAGGCGAAGAGGCAGAACAAGGCCUAUCGCCCAUUCGCCCUUGAGGCCCUAGGCAAGACUUGCAGAGCUAGGGACGAUCUCGAAUUAUCCCAAGCAGUAACAGAGAUCGUAGAAAGCGUCCUCGACGAGUAUCAAGAUGGAGACGAGGACGGUGAUAAAAUGGAUGUGGACGGGGGAGAAGUCUUGAAGGACGUGGCACUGCAAGAAAAGACCAUCUCCGCUUGCAUCUCCGCCUUAUCGGACGCUCCCAACCCGAACAAGCUCUCGCCUACAGAGUUAGCAGACCGACUAACGACCAUCCUUCCGCUCAUCGCCAAAGCCAAUUCGACACGCGCGAAGGACAUCCACCUCAAGACCUUCACGUCCUUGCUCUCGCUGUUCGAACGAGUACCCGCUGAUCUGCCGUUGUCAGACGCGAAGGCGAAGGAGGCGCUUGAGAAAGUGCUUUUCGACCCUACGUUCGAGGGACUGCCAGAGGCUAUGAGAUUGAAGAGGGCUGAGGCGCUGGUUGCCAUUGCUAAAGUGAAGCAAUGUGCGUGGGUUGUUGAGAAAUUGAAGCCGGAGGUGGGUGGCGGUGAGAGGAGUGCAGCUGUAAGGAAUGUUCUCGCAAAGGCUGGGUGA